AUGGUUGACCCUGUUUGGGAGCAUGGAGAAACAAGGGGAGCGGGUUUCAAGUGCAAGUAUUGUGGCACAUCAAAGAGCGGUGGAGGGGCAACACGGUUCAAGGACCACUUGGCACAUAGAGGUCAUGAUGUUAUUGAUUGCCCUUCGGUUCCCCCCGCGGUGAAGAACUUUUUCAUUAGCGAGUUGGACAUGAUAAAGGCGAAGAAGUAUGAAAGACAGCAAGAUAGGCGUAGGAGAGAUGCUGCAGCUCGAAGUACUCAAUAUGUUGACUUGGAAGGUGGGGAAGAAGAAGAAGAGCAGGAUGAUGAGUUGCAACAAGCUUUGAGACAUUCACGGGAAGAGUAUGAGUUUAGGCAAAGGGCUGGUCCAAGUUAUGAGAGGGGUGGUGGUUCUGGAUCAGGCCAGGAGAUAACAAUUGUUCUGAACGAUAUAGGGCCAGAAGAUGUGAUUCAGAUAGUCACUGAUAAUGGCAUCAACUUUAAGAAGGCUUGCAAGCUGUUGGCAGAGGAGUACCCUCACAUUGUGUGGCAGCCAUGCCUUGCCCACACGAUCAACCUCAUUCUCAAGGAUAUUGGAAAGUGGGAUGAUCACACGGCCAUGAUUCAGAGUGCCCAAUAUAUUUGUCAAUGGUUAUACAAUUCUAAUAGUGUGCACUCCAUGUUUACGAGUGCCACUGGUGGGGAGCUAGUUAAAUGGAAUGCAACAAGAUUUGGCACUAACUAUAUGUUUCUGGAGAGUUUUAUGAAGAAGAAAGAUCAAUUUAUGGUAUGGAUGAUGUCAACUGAAUAUAGAUCAUCACGCCACUACAAGACUGAAGCAGGCAAGUAUGCAUUCGAUUGCAUGACCUCUGUUCAGUGGUGGGCAAACAUGCAGUAUGUUAUUAAUGAUGUGGAGCCUCUCUAUUCUUUUUUACGAUUUGCUGAUCAAGACAAGACUCCAACUUUGGGUGAAGUUCUUAUGGAGUACGGCAGCCUCAAGCAUUCAUAUCGUAGCCGGUUCCAUUCAGAUAUGGCAAGGUGUGACAGGAUCAUGGAAAUUGUUGACAGAAGGUUGGCUAGUGUGUUCGAAGAAAAUGUCUUUGGAGACCUUCGAAAAGGGCUGGAGAGACUUUUUGACAUCGACAGAGCAGCACGUGCACUACAAGAGUAUGAGCUCUUUCGUCAAAAACUUGGAGAAUUCUCAUCUGACCUUACUGCGAGGAUGGCAAAAGAUAGAGGCACUUCUCCAGCUAGUUGGUGGGCUAUGUUUGGUUCAGAAACACCACAUCUUCAGAUAGCAGCUAAGCGACUACUCUCUCAAUGCGCAUCAUCAAGUGGAUGUGAAAGGAAUUGA
Panicum virgatum (switchgrass) is the source of this 1332-nucleotide messenger RNA. RefSeq lists its product as uncharacterized. NCBI's taxonomy places the organism in Eukaryota, Viridiplantae, Streptophyta, Magnoliopsida, Poales, Poaceae. The record is from RefSeq and is a predicted model, not a curated record. Gene Ontology annotation, molecular function: protein dimerization activity. The coding region runs from base 1 to 1332 and encodes 443 amino acids. The transcript is spliced from 3 exons.